Aspergillus melleus is the source of this 888-nucleotide messenger RNA. It is a transcript of the gene arp1, whose product is annotated as scytalone dehydratase arp1. The coding region runs from base 203 to 670 and encodes 155 amino acids. The record is from RefSeq and is a predicted model, not a curated record. Lineage: Eukaryota; Fungi; Ascomycota; Eurotiomycetes; Eurotiales; Aspergillaceae. Gene Ontology annotation, molecular function: scytalone dehydratase activity. Gene Ontology annotation, biological process: melanin metabolic process. The transcript has a single exon.
CCUAAACUGGGGUGUCUAUCACAUUCACAGGGCAGAAGUUCAUCUUCCCCUCUUCACUUAUGCUGAUUCCUAGCAUUUAUACUACUGUGCCAACCCAUUGCCUGAUCACACUUUCUCCACUUUCCAUCUUCUCACUGCGUGCAGCCUUCAUCCGCGCCCCUUCGCUCGACGUAUCCGUCCCGAGACACUCCCUUAGGAAGCCAUGUCGGACCCCAAUAUCCCUCUCGCCUGUCAGAACCUCCUUCACAGUUGGGCCACUUGCAUCGAUACAAAAUCCUGGGCUAGUCUGUCGGCGAUUUUCGCGCCCGUGAUCGACAUGGACUACUCGGCCCUCGGCCAGCCCAAGGCCGCCGCCGUUCAGCCUUCCGUCUAUAUUGACCAACUCUCCAGUCCAGACCAACUAGGAAACCCAGAUAUCCAGUCACACCAUUUGGUCGGCGCAUGCAAAUGGACGCGGGAGUCGGAAUCCCGCGUAAGCGUCGAUUUUCAGAUCAUGACGGCCCUUCGGAGAGCUCCACGAGACGGUACUACGGCUGUGCUGGCUACCGGCCACGGAAUUAACACGAUGGUCUUCGCCGAGGCUGAUGGAGAGUGGAAGAUCGCGGCGCUGAAGGUCGGAGUCCUCUGGAUCGAGAAAGAUUUUGCGGCCGUUUUUACGCCCAGCCUUUAAUUUGUUCUGUUUCUUGCUCUUUGCUCGGUUGGAGCGCGAAAGUGUUGUUGGUCGCAAGGCAGACUGCGAUAUGAGAAUUUCCAUCCAUAUCUAGGUACAUGACACUAAAUCCUUCGCACCACCAUCUAAAUGAGCCCUUCCCAAACACAUACCCAGUCUAGUCUAGUGUAGAAUGCAGUCUUCAAUCACCUGGUUUUCAAGUGUGCAGGACUUUUAAC